AUGCGUCUUACAUCUCUAUUUCUCUUCGCCACAUCGGCCCUUGCUGCUCUGCCUUACAAAGGCGUAGACUGGUCAUCCCUACUCAUCGAGGAAAAAGCGGGCAAAACAUACAAGAACAGCAAUGGCCAAACUCAGCCGCUCGAAACGAUCCUCAAGGCCUCUGGUGUGAACAUGGUUCGCCAACGUAUAUGGGUCAACCCCUCCAAUGGCGAUUACAACCUUGACUACAACAUCCGACUAGCCAAGCGCGCAAAAGCCGCCGGCCUGCCCAUCUACCUGGAUUUCCACUACAGCGACAACUGGGCCGAUCCAGGCAAGCAAGUCGUGCCCGCAGCGUGGAAAUCGCUUGCGCGCGACGCCCUCAUCAAGCAAGUCUACGACUACACAAAGCAAGUCCUCGACCGCUUCCAGCGCGAAGGCCUCCCGCUAUCCAUCGUCAGCAUCGGCAACGAAAUCACACCAGGCCUACUCUUUCCUAUCGGCCAGCUGAGCAACAAACCCGAUGGCCCCAAAAACGUUGCCGCGUUGCUGAAAUCUGCGUCUCGCGCUGUCAAGGAGUCGACUCUGUCCCCUAAACCGAAGAUUAUGAUUCACCUUGAUAACGGCUGGAAAUGGGAGACGCAGCAGUGGUGGUACGACUUGGUCCUUGGCUCCGGCGGUGGCCUGUCGACCAGCGAUUUCGAUAUCCAGGGCCUGUCAUACUAUCCGUUCUAUAACAGUGCGGCGACACUCGCUGCGCUGAGUGAUAGCAUGAAGCGCUUGGCAAAGAAGUAUGGGAAAGAGGUACAGAUUGUCGAGACGAACUGGCCCAGCUACUGCCCGAAUCCGGCGCAUGCGUUUCCAGCUGAUACGAAGAAUGUUCCGAUCAGUGCGGAUGGCCAGGCUCAGUGGAUGAAGGAGCUCGCGAAGCGUGUUGCAGCCGUGGAGGGAGGCAAGGGCACCGGUCUGUUCUACUGGGAGCCUGCAUGGAUUGACAAUGCUGGGCUUGGAAGUAGCUGUGGAUGGAAUCUUAUGGUUGGAAAUGAUGGCAAGGUUAUGAGUAGUCUGUCUGUGUUCAAUAGUAUAUGAGUUGAGCUGCUGCGACAUGUAGUAGAAGAAAUACUAUACCCAGUUCCUAAAACGUUAUACAAGAC
Molecule: messenger RNA, 1133 nt
Organism: Cucurbitaria berberidis CBS 394.84
Lineage: Eukaryota; Fungi; Ascomycota; Dothideomycetes; Pleosporales; Cucurbitariaceae
Product: glycoside hydrolase family 53 protein
Exons: 2
Coding region: 1-1068 (355 amino acids)
Biological process (GO): pectin catabolic process
Molecular function (GO): glucosidase activity
Source: RefSeq, a predicted model, not a curated record